UUGAGGCUUGAUGCUUGAAGCAUACACGCUGCCCAAUGCAGCGGAUCGGGCUACCGCUUCCCUAUGCCUUCCGAGCAUCGCGGUGUGGUGUGCAGUGCAAGAGAAGUGCAAAAAGUUCCGUCGAUCACAAUGAUCCUUCGAUGGCCACGAUAUCGUCGCAACGACACCGGUGCGACCUUCGUCACCCUCGGUACCCUUUCGCUGACCAUCAUCGUCGUCGUCGUGGGCGCACAAGGAAUCGGCAACAGAAACGUGGACAUUACGGACCAGAAAACGUUCCUCGAUGUCGGUGGAAUGCGAGCCAUGUUUAAGUUCAUGCGCACACUGAUGUAUACCAUCGCCGGUCCGACCGGCGUGCGGACGAGCGGAUCAUUCCUACAGGAUCCGAUACCGCCCGAGGUGCCCUUUCCCUGUGAUGUGUCACUGGGCCGGAGCGCCAAGGUACCCUCGAGCGUACACAAACUGAGACCAGGUGAUAUCCGCGUGAUAGCGGCUAUGGGAGACUCACUGACGGCGGCAUCUGGUGCAUCCGCUACCCAGUUCACCGAUCUGUACCAGGAGAACCGUGGUCUAGCGUGGAGUAUCGGUGGCCAGUGGGAUUGGCGUAACGUGACGACGCUACCGAACAUACUGAAGGUGUUCAACCCGCAGCUGGUAGGAUACUCGUACGGUGACUCGAUGCCGUUCCACUGGGAAACGCAGUUCAAUAUGGCCGAGAUUGGGGCCGUUUCGUACGAUAUCCCGCACAUGGCAAGGGCCAUGGUCGAGCGCAUCAGGCGCGAUCGGCGAGUCGAUUGGAAGCGCGACUGGAAGAUGGUGACGAUCGCGAUCGGUGGUAACGAUAUCUGCACCUUCGUCUGUAUGAUGCAGCAACCGGAGCAGCUACCGUACAAGCAUCGGUUGCGGUUGCAGAAAACGUUGCGCUAUCUGCGCGAUAACAUGCCGCGCACCUUUGUGAACGUCGUUUCGGUGCCGAGCGUGAAGAAGGUGAUCACGCUGGAGGACAAACCGUUCGUCUGCCAGUCGCUGCACCACGGCGAAUGUUCCUGCUGGAUCGGGAAGCUGUACAAUCAGAGUGAUGCAUCGCGGAAAAGAUGGGCACGGAUACAGGAGCAGUUCAUUAGCGUGGAGCGUGAGGUCGCUGAGUCAGCCGAGUUUCGAGGACUGGAUGAGUUUGCCGUCGUCUAUCAACCCUGGUCGCUGAACGUUACUAUGAAAAUGAAUGGCAAGAAGGUGGACUAUUCGCUUCUCUCGUAUGAUUGCUUUCAUAUGAGCCAGAAAGGGAAUGCCUACGCCGGCACUGCGCUUUGGAACAACUUGCUUGAGCCUCCGGGCAAGAAAUCGGCCAGCUGGCGCCCACUGAUGAAGAACUUUAAAUGUCCCACCAAAGAGUCACCGUAUCUCUUCACCUACGAUAACAGCGCAAUGCGCAGCUAGCGACUAGACACCAAGAGAUGACUACGAUGCCUAUGACGACGAUGACGACGAUACGCAGUUGACGCAGGAUUCCCAUGGAAGCUCCUCGGUGAUAGAGGCAAUGCAAUGGAUUGAUGAUGAUAAUUCCUUUUUGCAUUAAGACAAAAAGGCGAAAAGCUGUUUAAAUCUACCACACUGUUGCGGCGCCGCCGGCACAGAAGAUGCCAGUCAAGUGUCACUUGGUGCUGCUGCUGCGUGCAACGCAACGUAACGCAACGCAACGCAAGUGAGAUCUCCCCACGAUGUGAGCGAACGAUCGCGGUAUUCAUAAUCGAUUUCAGUCUAGUAAGUAAGUGUCAUUCAGUAGCAGCACUAGCAGCAGUUGCUGCAGUAGGUAGCGUGCGAGGUGUAAGUGGGCUUUCGAGGUGUGUUGUGUGCGUUUGUU
Molecule: messenger RNA, 1861 nt
Organism: Anopheles darlingi
Lineage: Eukaryota; Metazoa; Arthropoda; Insecta; Diptera; Culicidae
Product: phospholipase B1, membrane-associated-like
Exons: 7
Coding region: 64-1437 (457 amino acids)
Biological process (GO): phospholipid metabolic process
Molecular function (GO): glycerophospholipase activity
Source: RefSeq, a predicted model, not a curated record